Messenger RNA from Nymphalis io (European peacock), 1836 nucleotides. Its product is annotated as peptidoglycan-recognition protein LE-like. Gene Ontology annotation, molecular function: zinc ion binding; N-acetylmuramoyl-L-alanine amidase activity. Bases 104 to 1414 code for a protein of 436 amino acids. The record is from RefSeq and is a predicted model, not a curated record. The transcript has 5 exons. NCBI's taxonomy places the organism in Eukaryota, Metazoa, Arthropoda, Insecta, Lepidoptera, Nymphalidae. Gene Ontology annotation, biological process: peptidoglycan catabolic process.
UUAUGUUCUAGAUAUAAAUAUUUUAUUGAUAUAAAAAGAAGAAGAAAAAAGAAAGAUAAUAAUGAAAACAGGAAUAACGAAAAUAUGAAAACAGGAAACUAAGAUGGCUUUAAAGUUAAAUUGUUCAAAUACAAGUAACAAUAUUGGUGCAAAGGUUGUGGGUGAUUUAGGUGAUAUUCAAGUUACUGAAAGUAGUGAUUGUGAAGAUGACAAUUUUAAUGAAAAGCAAAAAAUUUCUCGAACCAAUAAAUCAACAAUUCCUACAAAUUUAGUUCAAAAUACUGUUCCAGUAUUUGGUAAAAUAGCAGUGUCAAAUUCUGACAAUGUGCAAUUUGGGAACAAUACUUACUUUAAUGGACCUGUAACAAUAAAACAAGUGAUUCAUAAUAAAUCUGGAGUUGACAAUGCUGCUUACUGUAGAACAGAAAAUGAAACUGACCCUAAUUCUCAACAUCUUCAUAAUGAAAAGCUCGCUAGUACCUUAACAAAGAAAGAGCAGAUACUACUGUGGCAUAAAAUUACAUUUUCUGCAGUUUGUUUCACAGUAAUAGGAAGUAUAGUUGCAAUUGUACUUGUAAUACAACAUAAAAGUGAGCAAGAGAAGAAAACCAAUCCACAAACAGAAUUUAAAUCAUCUGAAUCACCCACCGAUACUAUGGUGGUGGGAUAUUGUCAUGAAAAUUUUCAAGUCAUUUUAAUAUUAGGAAUUCUGUUACCAUUAAUGUUGACAAUUUAUUAUUCAUUACUAACAAAAGAUGUUGUCGGUGAUGGAAUGAUUUGCCUUGUAAAGAAGAAUAAAAUUCACAAGAACUGCCUGAACAAGUUUUGCAUGCAAUGCAAUAAAGAAGAUGAUCCACUAUUAAUAGCUCCCGAUCAUUUAAGGAUAGUUUCAAGAAGUGACUGGUUAGCCCAGCCCGUAGAAAAACCCUUGACUAAAUUAGAUCAACCAGUGCCAUGGGUUAUUAUUAUGCAUACAGCCACCGAAACAUGCUUAACACAGAGUCAAUGUGUUCUUCGCGUACGUCUCAUCCAAUCGUUCCACAUUGAAUCUCGUGGUUGGUACGACAUCGGUUACAAUUUCCUCGUCGGCGGCGACGGUUCCGUGUACUACGGCCGAGGUUGGGAUUACGAAGGCGCACACACAAAGGGGUACAACAAGUACAGUAUAGGCAUAGCUUUCAUAGGUACGUUUAACAACGACCCACCGUCGAAACAACAGAUCGCAGCCUGUCAGAAAAUAAUCAAGCGAGGCGUACAGUUACAAAAAUUAUCUAAGGACUAUAAACUUUUUGCACAUAGGCAGUUGAUGUCGACUCUAAGUCCUGGCGACGAAUUGUAUAAUAUUAUAAAAAAAUGGCCGAAUUUCGUAAGCAACGUUACCGAUUUGGAGUCCUUGAUACCCAAAAGAAUUUGAAGACUGACUUCCCAAAGUAUUAACAUCGAAUGAAAGAGUAUUUUUAAUGUUUGUUAUAGUUUCAUGUUAUUUGUUAUAUAGUUAUCUUUACUUGAUAGGAUAGUAACAAAGUAAAUAAAUAGUUGUGUUACGUGGAUAUUUAGUUGUAAUGGUCAUAUUAGAAGUAUUCAAAAUUUCAAUUUGAACAUUAGUAUGAGACAAAUCGACAGUAUAUAUUUUUUCUAAGUCAGUUUAAGAUUUCAUUAGUUCCUUGUUAUUUGACCCUGAAAGAUUGCUUUAAGGAAUCUCAGACAAAAUUGACUAAAAUAUAUUUUUAUAAAUCGUUUUUUAAAACGUUGUUUUCUUGUUAUUUAAAACGUUUGAAAUUUAUAUAUUAAUUAUUAAGUAUUCGAAUAAAAAAAUCGAGACAUUAUUAAUAUCGA